AUGUUGGAGCAAGUGGCUCGUUCCACUGUGGAACGCCAAUUGCGGAGUGCACGUCGGGAGGUUAGGCGCAAAGAAGAGGUAUAUAUUUCUGAGGCCGUCUCAGGUCCUGCCUUAGAGGCUGAGAGGACCAAUAAUAUAAACGACGUAGUUUUUAAAGAGGUGCCUCAACUGAGGGAACGCAUGGUAGCUCGGGUUGGCCGUAUUGUGGAAAUUGCGGCGAAGUCGAAUAACUUAAAAGGGGACUUGGUUCGAGCUCAAGGAACUGAAAUAGUGGAAAAUCUUGCUGAGCGGUGCUUGGACGGUGAUGAGGGACGGCGUCUCGAGAGAGAUAAUAUCCGGCUGAGAGAGAUAAUGCCCAAGCGUACAAAAAUUUAA
This is a messenger RNA of Pieris macdunnoughi, 375 nucleotides long. NCBI's taxonomy places the organism in Eukaryota, Metazoa, Arthropoda, Insecta, Lepidoptera, Pieridae. The record is from the annotation of a GenBank genome assembly.